Messenger RNA from Abrus precatorius (Indian licorice), 1723 nucleotides. Its product is annotated as F-box protein At1g67340-like. Gene Ontology annotation, molecular function: protein binding. The record is from RefSeq and is a predicted model, not a curated record. NCBI's taxonomy places the organism in Eukaryota, Viridiplantae, Streptophyta, Magnoliopsida, Fabales, Fabaceae. Bases 123 to 1250 code for a protein of 375 amino acids. The transcript has 3 exons.
GCUGUGGUGUAUUCUGAUUUCUCAUUCAUAUAUGACUCCCCAUUCUACUUUGUCUCUCCCAUUUACACAUAAAUUCUUCACACCUACACUUUACUAUUUAAAAUAGGUGGUUACUUAUUAACAUGAGAACUAGAAGAGGCUUUUCUUAUCCUCCAAUUCCAACCAUGUUUUCCGACACUGUUAGCCGGAAAAGACAGAAGAAAUCGCCGGACACAACCGCUGGUAACUCUGACUUUUUCGAGUCUUUGCCUGAUGACCUUGUCCUCUCUAUUCUCUGCAAACUUAGCUCCACAGCGUCUUCCCCUUCCGAUUUUGUUAGUGUUUUGAUCACGUGCAAGAGACUAAACUCUUUAGCUCUUCACUCUCUGGUAUUGUCGAAAGCAUCCCAUAAAACAUUCUCAGUUAAAGCUAAAAACUGGUGUGACUCCGCACAUCGUUUUCUCAAACACUGUGCCGAUGCCGGAAACAUUGAGGCGUGUUACACUCUUGGCAUGAUUCGGUUCUACUGUUUGCAAAACAGAGGUAGCGGAGCCUCGCUUAUGGCUAAGGCAGCGAUGCACUCUCACGCGCCGGCUCUCUACUCGCUGGCCGUUAUUCAGUUUAACGGCAGCGGCGGCACCAAAAACGACAAAGACCUUCGAGCUGGAGUUGCGCUUUGCGCACGCGCUGCUUUCCUCGGUCACAUCGACGCGCUGCGUGAACUUGGCCAUUGCUUGCAAGAUGGUUACGGAGUUAAGCAGAACGUAACGGAAGGACGACGGUUUCUGGUCCAAGCCAAUGCGCGUGAACUUGCAGCCGUUUUGUCCGCUGGUAAUAAUAAACGGCCAUGGCUGACAUGGAGCCUCCACCCGGUUCCACACCCGCAUCCUCGGCUCCAGUCACUUGCCGGGUCGGGUUGCCCGUUGUUGAGUGAUUACGGUUGCAACGUGCCGGCGCCGGAGGCUCAUCCGGCGAGCCAGUUCAUGGCGGAGUGGUUUGAGGUUGGGGGCGGGUCACCGGGUCCGGGUAUGAGACUGUGUUCACAUUUGGGUUGUGGGCGACCCGAAACCAGGAAGCAUGAGUUUCGGAGGUGUUCGGUUUGCGGUGCGGUGAAUUACUGCUCACGGGCGUGCCAAGCGCUUGAUUGGAAGUUCCGCCACAAGGCGGAGUGUGCUCCCGUUGAGAGGUGGCUCGAUGAGGAGGGUGAAGAUGUAGCCGGCGAAGAUGACGGCGGCGGCGACGGUGAAGGGGCAGUGAUGGUUAAUAGUUAGGAGAUUUUUGGAAAGGUUAACGACAACGUUAACGGAAGCUUGUUUGGAAGUUUCAAGUUUCAUCGGGUAUGAAUCUAAUUUUUGGGUGUUGGGUAAAUGAAAAAAAAAAAAUCUGAUUUAUUACUGUGGCCCUGCAAUGUGCAAACUUCAAUGGCAGGGUUUGGCUUCUUCGUUACUUUCACUUUUGUAUAGAAUAGUAAAUUCUCCUGAGAAACAAAUGAAGGGGAUACUUUUUGAUUAAUUUUUUUUACUUGUCUCUUGUUAGUUUAACAAAGAGCAAUUAGCAAUCCUUAAUCUAUUGUUAAUUUUGGUAAAUUAAGACAUGAACUUGACUCCUUAGUUUUUCUACCAAUUUAGUUGUUUUCACAUUUUAGUUAAACUCAAUAUUAAUUUAAACUCUCUUUCUUAUUGACUUUAUGAUAAUGCAUAUUAUGAGAAUUACCGAGUCAUUGAAAUUCAAAUGUGGUUACUUG